GCUCAGGUUCCAAUGAUGUCCCCAAAUGGUUCAGUGCCUACUAUUUAUGUGCCUCCUGGAUAUGCCCCACAGGUUAUUGAGGAUAAUGGUGUUCGAAGGGUUGUGGUGGUUCCCCAGGCUCCAGAAUUUCAUCCUGGUGGUCACGCAGUGAUACACAGGCCUCCACAUCCCCCACUGCCUGGCUUCCUUCCUCUUCCAGCCAUGAUACCCCCUCCACCACGCCAUAUAUACUCACCCGUGACCGGAGCCGGUGACAUGGCAACGCAGUACAUUCCACAGUAUCACACCUCACAGGUCUACGGGGAUCUGGAUACUCUGCCUGCUCAUGGAAGAUCCAACUUUAGAGACGAAAGGUCUAGUAAAACAUAUGAAAGGUUACAAAAAAAGUUGAAAGAUCGACAUGGAACUCAGAAGGAUAAGUUAAACAGUCCUCCAUCGUCUCCUCAGAAAUGUCCUUCUCCUACAAGUGAACAUAACGGACUUACAAAAGGACAGGAUGCAACUGGUAUAAGCACAGGUUCUACCAAAAGCAAGUCUUUGGGUAAAGGAAAAAGCAAUUCUCAGACAGACACAGAAGUAGAAGAAAAGGAUGAAGAAACAAAAGCACUUGAAGCACUUCUUUCAAAUGUAGCCAAGCCAGUGGUAUCAGACAUCCAGGCAAGAACAGCACUGCUUAUAUGGUCCCCUCCAUCCAGCGAUACCAGAGAAGAUGCUGACAAGAAUGACAUACCAGAUGUUUAUACUUACGAAGUAAUGAUUUCAAAUACCGGAAAAGAUGGAAAGUACAAAACUGUAUACGUUGGAGAAGAAAAUAAAGUUACCGUAAAUGAUCUCAGGCCAGCAACUGAUUACCAUGCAAAAGUCCAAGUAGAAUGCAACUAUGUAAAGGGGAGCCCUUCAGAAGCAGAGAGUUUUACCACAGCGAGUUGUGAACCUGAUACUCCAAAUCUGCCUAGAAUAACUAAUCGGACCAAAAAUUCUCUUACUCUGCAGUGGAAGGCAUCUUGUGAUAAUGGUUCUAAAAUCCACAGCUACCUUUUAGAAUGGGAUGAAGGAAAAGGAAAUGGAGAGUUUUGCCAGUGUUACUAUGGCCAACAGAAGCAGUAUAGGAUUACUAAACUAUCACCAGCAAUGGGGUACACCUUUAGGCUAGCAGCCAAAAAUGACGUGGGAAUGAGUGGUUUUAGUGAAGAAGUCCUGUAUCAUACCUCAGGCACUGCCCCGAGCACACCAGCAAGUCCUUUGCUGAUUAAUGCUGGAGUUACUUGGUUAUCCCUACAGUGGACAAAACCCUCAGGAACACCAUCAGAUGAAGGAAUCUCGUAUAUAUUAGAGAUGGAGGAUGAGAACUCAGGAUAUGGUUUCAAGCCAAAAUAUGAUGGUGACGAUCUUACUUACACAGUGAAGAAUUUGAGACGUAGUACAAAAUAUAAAUUUAGGGUCAUUGCCUAUAACUCAGAAGGGAAAAGCAGUCCAAGUGAGACAGUAGAAUACAUUACUUGUCCAGACAAGCCUGGAGUACCUUCAAAACCUGUAGUGAAAGGAAAAAUUCAUGCACAGAGUUUUAAAAUAACCUGGGAUCCACCAAAAGACCAUGGAGGAGCAGCAAUAAACACAUAUGUUGUGGAAAUGUCUGAAGGCUUAAAUGGAAACAAAUGGGACACAAUAUACAGCGGAGCUGCUCGGGAGCAUGUCUGUGACCGACUAAAUCCUGGUUGUUCCUAUCGCUUACGUGUGUAUUGUGUUGGGGAAGGAGGACAAAGCACGGCAUCUGAUUCUCUACUGGUGCAGACACCAGCAGUGGUUCCUGGUCCAUGCCAGCCUCCAAGGCUACAGGGUAGACCAAGAGCAAGAGAAAUUCAGCUGCGCUGGGGACCACCUCAGGUAGACGGUGGUUCACCCAUUACCUGUUAUGGUCUGGAAAUGUUUCAGACAGAAACCGAUGAACACAGAGAGGUUUACCAAGGCUCUGAUGUUGAAUGCACAGUAGGCAGCCUUCUUCCAGGGAGGAUGUACAACUUCAGACUGCGAGCAGCUAACAAGGCGGGGUUUGGACCUUAUUCGGAAAAAUGUGAAGUAACUACAGCACCUGGACCACCAGAUCAGUGCAAGCCCCCUCAAGUGACUUGCAGAUCUGCUGCAUGCGCUCAGGUGUCGUGGGAGGUUCCAGCGAGUAACGGAGCUGACGUCACGGAGUACCGACUGGAGUGGGGCGGUGUGGAAGGAUGCAUGCAGAUCUCCUAUUGUGGGCCUGGGCUCAACUGUGAAAUGAAAGGGCUUUUGCCUGCCACUAUAUACUAUUGCAGGGUUCAGGCAGUAAAUGUUGCAGGUGCAGGCCCUUUCAGUGAAGUAGUGGCAUGUAUGACUCCAGCCUCUGUACCUGCAGUUGUGACUUGUCUCCGGGGACUAAGUGAAGAUGAAGUUGAAAGUCCACACUAUUCUCCUUCCACAUGCCUUGCUAUAAGCUGGGAAAAACCUUGUGACCAUGGAUCUGAAAUCCUUGGCUACAGCAUAGACUUUGGAGAUAAGCAACCAAUAACUGUUGGGAAGGUUCUGAGCUAUUUUAUAGAUGGCUUACAGCCAGAUACUACCUACAGAGUACGAAUUCAAGCCCUAAACAGUCUCGGAGCGGGUCCUUUCAGCCACACCAUAAAACUGAAAACCAAACCUCUCCCCCCGGAUCCACCUCGCCUGGAAUGUGCCGCAUACAGUUCUCAGACUCUCAAGCUGAAGUGGGGAGAGGGAACUGCAAAAGCAUUAACUGACUCCAUUCAGUACCACCUUCAAAUGGAGGAUAAGAAUGGAAGGUUUGUAUCCUUAUACAGAGGACCGUGUCAUACAUACAAAGUACAAAGACUCAGUGAGUCAACAUCGUACAAAUUUUGUAUUCAGGCAUGUAACGAAGCUGGUGAAGGUCCCCUUUCUCAAGAAUAUGUUUUCACUACUCCCAAAUCUGUUCCAGCUGCCUUGAAAGUACCAAGGAUAGAGAGAAUAAACGAUCAUACUUGUGAAAUCACAUGGGAGGUUCUGCAGCCCAUGAAGGGAGAUCCGGUUAUCUACUGUCUUCAGGUCAUGGUGGGCAAAGACUCGGAAUUCAAACAGAUUUAUAAGGGCCCGGACUGGUCAUUCCGAUACACAGGCCUGCAGCUGAACUGUGAAUACCGUUUCCGCGCGUGUGCCAUUCGCCAGUGCCAAGAGACAGUAGGUCAUCAGGACCUGGUAGGCCCCUACAGCGCACCAGUGCUAUUCAUCUCUCAGAGGACUGAACCACCGGCGAGCGCCAACAAGGACACUGUGCAAACCACAAGGACACAAUGGUCACAGAGCGACCAAGUGUGUGCUGCCGUCAUCCUUGCACUUUUUGCUAUCUUUUCCAUUCUGAUUGCUGUUAUCAUUCAGUACUUCGUAAUAAAGUGAAGA
Tauraco erythrolophus (red-crested turaco) is the source of this 3420-nucleotide messenger RNA. The record is from RefSeq and is a predicted model, not a curated record. Lineage: Eukaryota; Metazoa; Chordata; Aves; Musophagiformes; Musophagidae.